Molecule: messenger RNA, 9425 nt
Organism: Loxodonta africana (African savanna elephant)
Lineage: Eukaryota; Metazoa; Chordata; Mammalia; Proboscidea; Elephantidae
Gene: FBXO34
Product: F-box protein 34
Exons: 2
Coding region: 2654-4795 (713 amino acids)
Molecular function (GO): protein binding
Source: RefSeq, a predicted model, not a curated record
AGAUGGGCAUAUAUUUUUGCUGUUUUUUGAAAAGAUUGUCUUUUCCCUAUUUAGUGGACUUUGGUCCUUGUCAAAAAUCAGCUGACCAUAGGUAGAUGGAUUUACAUCUGGGAUCUCGAUUCUGUUCCGUUGGACUAUGUGUCUAUUGUUAAUACCAGUACCAGGCUGUUUUGGCUACUAUGACUGUAUAGUAGGUUCUGAACUCAGAUAGUGUGAGACCUCCUACUUUGCUCUUUUUCUUCAAUUAUGCUUUGCUUAUCUGGGGCCUCUUUCCUUUCUAUAUGAAGCUGGUGAUUGGUUUUUCCAUCUCAUUAAAGAAUACUGUUGGUAUUUGGAUCAGGAUUGCAUUGCACCUGUAGAUCACUUUGGAUAGGAUUGACAUUUUCACAAUGUUGAAUCUUCCUAUCCAAGAGCAUGUUAUGUAUUUCCAUUUAUGUAGGUCUCUCUCGGUUUCUUGCAAUAGUGUUUUCUGUUUUCUUUGUAUAGGGCUUUUUACAUCCUUGGUUAGAUUUAUUCCUAAGUAUUUUAUCUGUUUAGGGGCUAUUAUAAAUGAUAUUGUUGUCCUCAUUUCCUUUUUGAAGUUGUCUUUGUUGGUGUGUAGGAAUCCAACUGAUUUUUGUAUAUUGAUCUUAUAUACUGCUACUCUGGGAGAAAGAUACGGCAUUCUGCUUCCAUAGAGAUUUACAGCCUUGGAAAACCUGUGGGGUCCCUAUGAGUCGAAAUUGACUUGAUGGCAGUGGGCUUGGGUUUUUGGUGUAGAAACUCUAUGGGGCAGUUCUAGUCUGUCAGUCGGAAUUGACUUGAUGGCAAUGGGUUUGGUUUUCAGUUUGGUAUAUGCUUUGUUAUAAGCCAUUACCUCUGGUAUAUUACGUUAGGAAUUCCAGGUUCAGUCAAAUUCUGCAGAAUGGGGAUGCCUAGGGCUUACAAAGAUGAAUAAGACAGUGUUCUUCUGUGUGCUCAAGGAAUACCUUUAUAGGAGAGAUAAGACAAGUAUACAAAUCCCAGUUUGUAUUUCCAGAUAUUACAGUUUGUGCUCCUGGGUGCCUAAUGAUUGAUUUUCUGUAGUGUAGAUUUCUCACAUUAUCCCUUGGAAAUAUUCAUUUUUUAACCAGUUUUUAAAUUGGUUUUGGUAAGCUCUAAAAAUAGGCCCCAAAGGAGCAACUUUCAGUUUUCUACUGAUCGUGAGCCUCGUUUCUUUACAGUUCUUAAUUCUUACCAAAGUGUACCUUGACCAGUUGGUGCACAGACUGUUAACUUCAGCCUUGGUUCACCAGAUCCUAGAGGCAGGUGGUAGAAGGAAGAAUACUGAACAGCUGGGUCGUCAGGACUGUGGUAAACACCUGUGGGUCCUGUUUCUGAAAUACUUCCUGCCCCUUCCACCCUCACCCAGAGUUGCUGACAAAGUCUUAACUGCCUGCUCUUUUGUCUGCAUUGAUACUGCAAGCAAAUGGUUUUGUUUAGUUCAAUAUUUGUUACCUGAAUUUUUUUUUACCCCCUUUUUUUCAUUCCCUAGAGAUAAGCUCCUUUAAAGGGCAGUUAACAGUGUUGGCAGACAAGCGCAGCCAGUGUGGGUGUGCACUUACCACACUAGAAUGAACAGCUGUUAUCUUUAGUUUUCACAUCAAGCGUUAUUUGGCACCUAAUGGAUUUUUGGACUGUAUCUAUGGCUGGCCUUAGAAUUGAGCCUUGAACAUUUACUCCGUAAAAGGGAGACAGCCUGUGUCUGACUUACAUUUUGGUCAAUAGGCUGUAUGUUAAAGCUCUCAUCAGCUUAGAAAGUACUACCUGUGCAAGCAAUGUCAAAAAUUAUGCCUUUAAAAAUAUGUAAUAUUUGCAUUUAUAUAAAAAUAUGUAUGAAAUAAUGAUUGGUUUCAAAAUUUGAAAAAGCAUCUGCUCACUUAAAGAAGUAAUGGCUUACUGCACAAAGGGGUGGAAUUUUUCUUUUCCUAUGUUUUCUGUAAGAUACUAGAGUAGGAAAAAUAAACAGUCGGGUUUAACCGGAGCUCAGAAUAUCUGAAAAGCUGUGGAGAUGAAAUUUUCUUGAUAAUUAAUGCUUAAUGUACUUUUCAAAAUGUAUUAAUGAUUUUUUUGGGACUUAAACUUUGUAUUAUGUUUUAUCUGGAUUUUGACGUCCAUUCUAGUGGGAGUUACCAAGUUGUAGGUUUUUAUCUUUAAAAACAACAACAAAAAACACCUGCCACUGAAUCAACUCUAACUCAUGCUAACUUCAUGUGUGUCAGAGUAGAACUGUGCUCCAUAGGGUUUUCAAUGGCUGUGAUCUUUUGAAAGUGACCAGGCCUUUCUUCAGAGGUGCUUCUGGUAGAUCCAAACUGCCAACCUUUCACUUAGUAGCUGAGCACGUAACUCUUUUCACCACCCAGAGACUCCCUCAUUAGUUUAGGUAGAAAUAAAGUGUGAUAUGCUGGAGUUUUGUGGGUACUUGGUAUUAUGUCACAGAAGCAAGAGGAAAUAACUUCCUCAACUACCAUUUACUGGGCCAGCUUACACAUGGUUCAUUUAACAAACCGUAACACUUGUAUUUGUCUCUAACCUGAAAUGUUAUUUAAGAAUUCACAACAACCUGAGCAAGCAUUUUUUCUUUCAGGGCCUUGCCUUUCCGCCCUACUCCAAGAAAACGGGGGAGAGGGAACACAUGGCCUUUGUUAUGCAUCUAAAACCAUAUUGGAAACUCCAGAAGAAAGAGCUACCUCUGGAAAUUAGCAAGGAAACACCAAGAAUGCCCAUGAGCCACCAAAGGGCUAUAAAUGAUGAAACGUGCAGAGCAAGCUACGUAAAACCAAGUGUCUUUCCUUCAGCCUCUCUUGGUAAAGUGUCAUCUCGAAAGCCUUUUGGGAUCAUUUCUCCAAAUGUUCUGUGCAGUAUGAGUGGGAAGAGUCCUGUAGAGAGCAGCUUGAGUCUUAAAACCAAAAAGAAUGUACCAUCUGCAACAAUCCACCAGGGCGAAGAAGGGGAAGGGCCGCUUGAUAUCUGGGCCGUUGUGAAACCGGGAAAUACCAAGGAGAAAAUUGCAUUCUUUGCAGCCCACCAGUGUAGCAAUAGGAUAGGAUCUAUGAAAAUAAAAAGCUCCUGGGAUAUAGAUGGGAGAGCUACUAAAAGAAGGAAAAAAUCAGGGGAUCUUAAAAAAGCCAAGAUACAAUUAGAAAGGAUGAGGGAAGUCAACAGCAGGUGCCCCCAGCCUGAGCCUUUUGCGUGUGGCAUCGAACACUGCUCUGUGCAUUCCGUGAGUGACACUGGGGAUGGUGUUUGUGCAGGGAGGCCGCUGUCGGUUAUACAGAUGGUUGCCUUCCUUGAGCAAAGAGCCAGUGCUCUGCUAGCCAGUUGUGCGAAAAACUCCACAAACUCAUCUGCUGUUGUGAGGUUUUCUGGGCAGUCCAGAGGUGUGCCCCCAGCCUCUGAGCCCUUCUCUGCCCCAGGAGCCUGUGAAGAACCCACGGAAAGGGGAAAUCCUGAGGUAGGCGAACCCCAGGGUGAGCCAGUCCGUGUCCUUGAUAUGGUGGCCAGGCUGGAGUCAGAGUGCCUGAAGCGGCAGGGUCACCGUGAGCCCGGGAGCCUCUCAAGGAAUAACAGCUUCCGUCGCAAUGUGGGCCGGGUUCUGCUUGCAAAUGGCACACAGGCUGAGGAAGACAAAACAAAAAAAGGCACCUUGGAGUUACCUGAGUGUCAGGUGGGGUCUGUAUCUGAGGACUGUGGCCCCUCAAGAGCUGACCAGUGUUGUCCUGAGGGGGACCUGGCCUGGGAUGGUGCUCUUCAGGGCUGUCCCUCGUUGUCAGCAGGUGUGGGUUUCCACAUGGACAGUGCAGAAUUAGAGCCAGGUCAGCAAAUUGCUGUGAGAAACAGCAAUAGGUAUGAUGUGGAAAUGACGGAGGAACUUGUUGGGUCACCCUUUCCUCCUCGCACCUGUCCCCAAGCCACUGAAUUGCCCACAGUUGCUGUUGAUUGUAUGAGAAGAGAGCUUGUGCCGCUUACUACCCAAAAUCCUGAUCAGAGCAGAAAAGAGUCUUUGUGUAUUAGUAUCACUGUGUCCAAGGUGGAGAAAGACCAGCCUUCUAGUUUAAACACCUGUGGUGACCCACUUCCAGGGAUGUUGUUUUUUUUGCCGCCUGGUCAGCACGAGUCGGACUGUUCACAGUUGAAUGAAAGCACAGGAGAGUCUUCAGAGGCCCACCAGCUUGAAGACACUGCUGAGGUUGACAGUGCAUCUGAGGAAAAAAGUGUCUCAGCUGAGCCAUUUGUCCUUCCGGCUUCUUCUGUGGAAAGUACAUUACCGGUGCUUGAGGUAUCUAGUUGGAAGAAGCAGGUGUCUCAUGACUUUCUGGAGACCAGGUUUAAAAUCCAGCAGCUUUUGGAGCCUCAGCAGUACAUGGCCUUUCUGCCCCACCACAUUAUGGUGAAAAUCUUCAGGUUGCUUCCCACCAAGAGUUUAGUGGCUCUUAAAUGUACCUGCUGCUAUUUUAAGUUCAUCAUUGAAUAUUAUAACAUCAGGCCAGCAGAUUCUCGCUGGGUUCGAGAUCCACGCUAUAGAGAGGAUCCUUGCAAGCAGUGCAAGAAAAAAUAUGUGAAGGGGGACGUGUCCCUGUGCCGGUGGCACCCCAAGCCCUAUUGCCAGGCACUGCCCUAUGGGCCAGGAUACUGGAUGUGUUGUCACCGGUCUCAGAAGGGCUUUCCUGGCUGUAAGCUGGGGCUUCAUGACAAUCACUGGGUCCCUGCCUGCCACAGCUUUAAUCGGGCAAUCCAUAAGAAAGCAAAAGGGACUGAAGCUGAAGAGGAAUAUUAAAGUCUAUGCAAGAGGCAACAAAAGAACCAUUUUUUUAGAAACUGUAAAACAUACCACCCAGAUAUACCAUUCAAGUGAGUGUUGCCUCUCAGAGUUGUCACCAUAGGAGAAGCAGUACUUACUCCACCAGGAUUGCCCAUGCUCAGGUGGUUUUUAAAUGCAAAUUGGCGAGCUGUCCAAGAAAGAGUUCUACGUUGGCGCCUCACAUCUGAUCCAGGGUGGUAGCCCAGUUUGAUUCACUUAGCUGUGAAUAACUAUGCCUGUUUUCCUAAAUCACGUCCAUCCUCAAAGGACAGAGACUUGCCACCACUGAGGACAUUUAGAAGAGCACGCUGCAUUCUCUGCAGGCAGUUUCCAGAAAGGGAUUCCAGAAAGGUUUCAUGCACUGGCGCCACAUUUGAAAUACGCGAGUAGUGUCCUAUGGAAAGAAUAGCAUCACUCUUGGGUGAAAAGUAUGCUUAAAAAGGGAAAGCCGGGCACCUUACUUUAGACCUUGUAUGCUUGAUCUGUGAGAUUGAUGUUUGUGGUGGGAAAUGGAUUUCAUGCCCUGUGGUGUUUACAGUGUAUAUACUUGUUGUGUUUUCAUAGGGCUAUGAAACUGCACAUUAAACUCGAGCGCCUUUACCUUUAGAUGAGUGCUUCUGGCCCCUCUGUAAACAACACUAUGAAAAUUCAGUUGUAUAUAGCGAACAGCUGACUGAACAGCAUCAUCACCACAAUGCAGCUAGGAUAGUGUUGCGGCUAUAAUUGUGUGUUUUAUUGUCUCGUCUCAAAUUUGUACAUCCUGUAGAGAAUAUGAAUGUUUCCCAAAUAAACUAUGAAUGUUUCCUUUAUAAUAUAUGAAUGUUUCUGAGAAGAAACUCUAAAUAGUUAAGACAUUAACCUAUUCAAAGGAUACCAAAUAAUGGUUUAACUGGACAACCUUAAAAUUAGUUUAGAGGACAAUCCUUUGUUAUAUUUUAGUGAUCCACCAAGAAUGAGAAGAGAAUAUUAUAUAGUCAGAUUAUAACAUUCUUGUCUAUCCUUUCUGUCUGGUUACAGUUUUUUUUUUUUUUUAAACUUCAAUAAAAACAUACAUCUUAAAUGGGACCUGAGUUUUGCAAAGAUUUUUCCCUUCAUUUUUUUGAAGGAUUUUGUGAUAGUCUAAGAACCUUUUUUUGUUAGUGAAGAGGGGAGAUUAAAAAAAAUUUUUUUUGUCUGUCACCAGGAAGUGACCAUCUUCAUUUAACAUAAGCUUGAAUUUUUACAACCCUUUCACACUUAUUUGGAGUUUGUUGUCUGCCCAACACCCAUUAUUUCCUGUUGGGUGAAGUAUGAUCUAGGGUUUUCUUACACCUUGCCAGGCAUAAUUAGUUAAUAGUUCAGAAGGCAUCGAGGAUCUACUCAGGCCUGUGGUCAUACAGUACUUGGCAGGCAUGGGAGGUACUAGGCCCCGGAAAACUGCUGUGGAGGAGCCAAAAACUAGCUUGGCUUGAAAUCAAGGGCCCACCAGAAAACCUUACGACCAGUGUAAGCUCCAGGCUGUUGGUGGAUGUUUUAGGGGAGGGGUUGAUGGGUAAAUGAUGAGUGAGGGCCGUAAUAGUCCCAAAGGAGAAACAUGUAAAGGUUGAGCAGCCUUUGGUCAGCCGUAAGGUCUGCCAGGCAGAUUGUGGCCGGACUGGAGCGAGGUCGAGCCAGGUUCACCUGUGGCUGAGGUGGGUGGGCACAGAGUGGCUUUCAAACUUGAAUCUGCUUUGACCUCCUGUCCUUAUCCUUAGGCAGUAACUGCUGCCUGGCCCAUUGGAUUUGUCUAUGAGUGAGGAAUGGAUGAGAACAGCUUGCUUUUCCUUUAAGAUACCAGUCAGUGUCUUUCCUCAUAACUCACCCCAGCUGAUGUAUGCUGGAAAAUGCUUUUAAACCCUAGAAUCCCCUGGGGUCAAGUUUCCAGUCCUAGACCUCUUUGAUUUGCUCUAAAUUGGCAAUCUCAGUGGUACCUUCCUUAGAGGUUUGUUCUGAUUCAUAAUUUAUGAAGAUGAAAUGAGAUAAUGCACAUAAAGUACUUAGAGUGCAACCUGGCAUGUGGAAAGUGCUCAAUAAUUGUCAACUAUCAUCAUGACUGGCUCUGUGUGGACACGGCAGACAACUCUCAGUUGGUUUUCCUGAGUCAGCCAUUCCUAACCUGGUUUUCCCAUGACUGCUUGAGGGACUGAACUGCCAAGAGUAGAGGGCACAGUGAGAAUGCCCCAAGCCCAUCUUGGCAUGUACUGAUGACUUGCUUUGCCCUGUGGCAGGAACUUAGCUGCCUCCACAAAAGAGGAGGAUUUCAGCAGGAGAGAACAGGUGGCAUCAGAAGGCCUCCCUUCCCUGGUCUUCAUUUUUAGACAGGUGUAGCUUUCCUCUUAGGGAGAGUGUGUGCUGCAGGGCCCCCUAGUGCCAAGCUGGUGUAAAUAGCUCCCUUUUAAUUUUCUGCAACAUUGCAACGCUACCUGCCUUCCUGCACCGCUGUAGGAUCAUAGCCUAAAAACGACAAUGUGGGCACCAGGACUUUAACGAACCCUACUCCCUGUGAAAAAAUCUGUCCCCUUAAGCCUUUGCUGAUACUCUAGCCCAGUUUUUUCUCUAACACCUUUAAGCCCUUACCAGGGAAACCAUGGUGGCGUAGUGGUUAAGAGCUAUGGCUGCUAACCAAAAGGUUGGCAGUUCGAAUCCAUCAAGUGCUCCUUGGAAACCCUGGGAUCGACUCAACUGCAACGGGUUUGUGUUUUGUGUGUGUGUGUGUGUGUGUGUGUGAAGGAAAUCAGAACGAGAGCCCAGAAGAGUCAGAGCUCUUCCCCCAUUUCUGGGGCAGUUUGGCUUUGUCCCCUGCCAGUGGAUGAGAUCAGAAACCCGAGGAAGGAGUGAAUAGAGAUAGAAAAAGGGCUAAGGUAAGAUGAAUCUUUGCUUAUUCAAGCCUUGGCAAAAUGACUAGCCUUAAAACAGACCACGUCAAAGGACCUCCAAGAAUUACCAUACACCCUGUGGUAGCACACUGAUGGCUUGGUGCUCAGGAGGCACCUCCUUUGGGAAACUCAACCCCAUCCUGUCCCCAGGCCCCUGGUUCGGCUGGGUGCCUUUCAGCACUGCAUGCCCCCUUGUGUCAUUGUAUCUGGGUCUCCUGCCUGUGCUCUGGGUUCUGAGAGGGCAGCUUGUUCAUGCCACCUACUGUGUCACACACACAGCACACAUUCCAGAAAGGUUUGCAUUCCUCUCUUGACCAUUUCAGUGUGAGGGGUGUUGGCACGUUCUGACUGCCCUGGGCCAUAGUGUCAUCUUCCGUUCAGCACGAGAAACUCAAAGGCGGGAUAAAGGGCUCUUCCCUGGCUACUGCUGGUCCCAUGGGCACAUUCUUGCUUAGGGGUUUUGCUCAGUGACUACCGAUUAUGUAUUUGGUAUAAUCUCGGCUCUAUUGUGGCCAGUAGCUCCCCUGGCAGCCCAGAUGGUUUGGGCUUAUUGACUGCAGAAGGAUAGGGCUGAUGGUUACGGCAUGCUGUAAGAGUUCCCUGCCUGGGCUCUGUAACUCUUCAUCUCCACUCAGCAUACUGGCGGUUCAUCCUCUCCCUCAUCUCACAGUCUGCCUCCAAAACACCAGACUACAAUAAGAGGUGAUGUUUAUCUAGCUCUUACUGUGUAUCAAGCACCAUGCCAAGUUUAAACACAUUUCUGUUCUUGUGCACAGUGCCUCGCACUCGGGGAAUUUGAUGGUUUCUGUACAUUUUUCCUUUCAAAUGAAGCUCAAGUUGCAAUCUCUGGGAGGUGGCUUAAAGCACCUGUGUGGGAAGUGUGCAGUCCCUUCCAUUGACAUGUGCUAUUCAUAAGUUUGUGGCCAUAGCUGGUGUUUGCAAAGCCUCACGGGAACAGUAAACAUUGUGGUAAUGCACCCUUGGGUGACUUCCCAUGUACUUAUACCUAACUGCUCUAAGCAAAACCGUAGGCUGCAGCACAACCAUUCUAGGUGGUUUGAACUUGGCAUUAUGUUGGGCGGGGGUCGGGGGGGCAGAUGCCACUAGAGUUGGUAGCUGGGGAGGAAGGAGAAAGAACUGGAAUGGGGCCAGAGGUGGCAAUCCCUUACACUGCAACCUUUUUCCCCCCAAAGAGGUCCCUGUUCAUGCUUUAAUUAGCAGAGAACAGCCCGUAGGAAAAAUUAGCUCGGGAACUUUUUAUCUCAAAUUCCUUUGUAAAUAAGGUGGGCUCUUUAAGUAAAAAAUAAGAAGGCUCAACUAAAUGUUUUUUUUCCUUGGACUGAUGAAACACAGCAGAGAUUGGUUUCUAAAGUUAGCGUGUGGGGGAGGGGAAUGGCAUCUGGCUAAAACUGAAAAUUCUUUGCCCAUCACCCAGCAGAGGAUUAAAUAUAAGGUGCAUAGUCACAGGCGGCGUGUGACAAGUCUUGUAAGAUGCCCACGCUGGGUGACGUGCUGUGAGCAGAAGCUGAGACUUGGGAAAUAGUAGAUCCCAUCAAACAGUUACUUGGGGCAGUAUCACCUGUGCUAUUUUAAUUAGUUCCCUUUCUCCCUCUCCCACUGUAUCAGAACCAGUUGCUUUAUGAACUCAUAUCCAAGUCCCAGAUACCUUUUUAAAAAAAAAAAAAACCUUUUAAGUAGUAUGAAUUAAAAAC